AGUCUGCCUAGAGCUAAGAAUAUACUGUAUCUGAUUUCAGACCUGAAGAAGGCUGGUCCACAAGGUCCGCUUCGUUUCGGUAAGCGACGCGGUCCAUCGGGUCCAUUACGUUUCGGCAAACGCUCCACAUUCGACUAUCCAACGGUUUUUGAUCAACAACCCUACUACUACUUUGUGUAG
This is a messenger RNA of Haemonchus placei, 180 nucleotides long. The record is from the annotation of a GenBank genome assembly. NCBI's taxonomy places the organism in Eukaryota, Metazoa, Nematoda, Chromadorea, Rhabditida, Trichostrongylidae.